AUGUCGGGUCUCUUCGGCACCGCAGCUUCGUCCGCUGGGGCUGGUGCCAACACGGUUGGCGAUCUGAAGCAAGACGUGCAGGUUGCGAAUUCUCCAGAGGACAGCAUUUCCGAUCUCGCCUUCAACCCCAACCAGGCGGACCAGAAGGAUUUCCUGGCCGUAGCAUCAUGGGACAAGAAGGUCCGCAUCUACGAGGUCCUGCCUAACGGUCAGGCCGAAGGCCGACAUGCCUACGACCACGAUGGUCCCGUUUUCAGUUGCGAUUAUCACAAGGAUGGAACCAAAGUUGUCUCCGCCUCGGCAGACAAACAGGCCAAAGUCUGCGAUUUGAACACCGGCCAGACGGUUCAGGUUGCCGCCCACGACCAGCCGAUCCGAUGCGUGCGAUUCUUCGAUGCCUCGGGAACAUCGAUGGUGGUGACAGGAUCGUGGGACAAGACGGUGAAGUACUGGGACAUGCGCCAGAGCACAGCCGUGGCGACCCUGCAGUGCCAGGAGCGAGUCUACACCAUGGAUGUGCGGGACAACCUGCUCGUGGUUGGUACUGCUGACCGGUACAUGAACGUGGUCAACCUGAAAGAGCCGCAGAAAUUCUACAAGACAUUGCAGAGUCCCCUUAAGUGGCAGACCAGGGUCGCUAGUUGCUUCACUGACUCAAAGGGCUUCGCUAUCGGCAGCAUUGAGGGCAGAUGUGCGAUCCAGUAUGUCGAGGACUCAGAUGCGAGUUCCAACUUCUCCUUCAAAUGCCACCGAGACCCGCCCCAGGGGACAGUUACCAAUGUCUACGCCGUCAACGACAUCUCCUUCCACCCGGUUCACGGCACCUUCUCUACCGCCGGCUCAGACGGCACGUUCCACUUCUGGGACAAGGAUGCCAAGCACCGUCUCAAGGGAUACCCCAACGUCGGUGGAAGCAUCACCGCGACCACGUUCAACAAGAACGGAGCCAUCUUCGCCUACGCCGUUAGCUACGACUGGUCGAAGGGAUUCCAGGGUAACAACCAGCAGUAUCCGACCAAGGUCAUGCUGCAUCCUGUUCAGCCCGACGAGUGCAAGCCGCGCCCUAGUGUGAAGAAGCGAUAA
This is a messenger RNA of Phaeoacremonium minimum UCRPA7, 1083 nucleotides long. RefSeq names its product putative poly + rna export protein. Gene Ontology annotation, cellular component: nuclear pore. The record is from RefSeq and is a predicted model, not a curated record. The transcript has 3 exons. Gene Ontology annotation, molecular function: RNA binding; ubiquitin binding. Lineage: Eukaryota; Fungi; Ascomycota; Sordariomycetes; Togniniales; Togniniaceae. Gene Ontology annotation, biological process: transcription-dependent tethering of RNA polymerase II gene DNA at nuclear periphery; RNA export from nucleus. The coding region runs from base 1 to 1083 and encodes 360 amino acids.